AUGUCAGCAAGUUCGAGUUGUCCCGUGGAUACAGAGAUGGGAGGAUUGGAACCGCCUGGUCCUCGGCAUCAUGAACGACCUCCAUACCUUAAGUCCGGCAAUGCACGCACAGAAACAGGGACUUUGCAACGACGUCUCAAAUCACGACACAUUCAAUUUCUAGCUCUGUCUGGGGCGAUAGGCACGGGGCUCUUCGUCGGCACAGGUCAGGUUCUCUCGUUGGCGGGACCAUUGUCCGCAGUCCUCGCCUAUCUCAUCACGGGUUUAAAUCUUUAUGCCGUGAUCAAUAGCAUGGGUGAAAUGGCUACUUGGCUUCCCCUGCCCGGAGCGGUACCUGUGUAUGCAUCCCGGUUUGUCGAUGAGGCUCUUGGAUUUACUUUGGGGUGGAACUAUUGGUAUCAAUUCGCCAUUGGAGUUCCAAUUGAAAUCAGCGCAGCUGCUCUAGUGAUUGACUACUGGCCCAACAAUGUAUCCUCUGCGGUUUGGAUUACCGUACUUUACGUGACCAUCUUUGCUAUCAAUAGUCUUCCUGUGCGGGUGUAUGGCGAGUUGGAAUUCUUCCUCGGAUCGAUCAAACUCAUUACCAUCAUUGGGCUAAUGUUCCUAAUGCUCAUCAUCACACUUGGCGGGGCUCCGAGACAUGAUCGGAUAGGCUUUCGCUACUGGCAGAAUCCAGGUCCCAUGAAUCAGUAUCUUGAAGAUGGGUCUUUGGGGCGAUUUCUGGCAUUUUGGAAAGUUUUCAUACAAGCAACCUUCAGCUAUGGUGGAAGUGAAAUGGUCGUGGUUGCGGCGGGAGAAACCGAAAACCCUCGGCGCAAUGUUCCUAAGGCUGUCCGACGAGUCUUCUGGCGCAUAGCUAUAUUCUACGUUGGCAGCGUUUUUUUGGUCGGCCUUUGCGUCUCUUCUCAGGAUCCCCGACUGCUUAAUGCAAUUCAUAAGGGUGCGGCUGGCGUGGGCGCAAGCCCAUUCGUCAUCGCUAUCGAGAAUGGGGGUAUUUUGGUAUUACCUUCCAUCAUAAACGCCGUUGUGCUUACAUCGGCGUUGUCGGCUGGUAACUCCUUCUAUGCAUCGACUCGAAUUCUCUACGCAACGGCACUGGACGGAAAGGCUCCUCGUUUUCUUCAAUUAGAGAAAUUUGGCGUUCCUUACGCCUGUGUGAUUGUCACGGCUGCUCUAAGCCUGCUAGUAUAUUUGAAUGUUUCCUCAAGCUCAGUUGAGGUUUUUUUCUGGAUCAGCAACUUGAGCUCCGUCAGCACGUUGAUCGUGUGGACUUCUAUCGCCUUCACCUAUGUUCGUUUCCACCAUGGACUGGAAUAUCACGGUAUACCGCGGUCUGCCCUUCCAUUCAAGUCCCCCUUCCAGCCAUUCCUGGCUUAUUUUGCGAUUAUUUUCUCGUCAACUGUGGCAUUUUUCAACGGGUUCGAUGCUUUCUUCCCUGGUCACUUCAGUGCCAAGAGCUUCAUACCGCCUUACAUUGACAUUCCCAUUUUUGCAUGUCUGUUCCUUGGAUACAAGUUCAUCAAAAAGACAAAAAUGGUGAAGAUAGAGGAGAUGGAUCUGCUAUCCGGCAAAGAAGAAGCAGAUCAACUUGAGUCCACGUGGGAAGAACCCACGCCCCGAAACUUCCUUGGUAUGUUAUAUCUCCCGGGGCCAAAGCUUGAUGAUUGCUUCUAA
Messenger RNA from Penicillium brevicompactum, 1674 nucleotides. RefSeq lists its product as uncharacterized. The record is from RefSeq and is a predicted model, not a curated record. The coding region runs from base 1 to 1674 and encodes 557 amino acids. Gene Ontology annotation, molecular function: amino acid transmembrane transporter activity. Gene Ontology annotation, cellular component: membrane. Gene Ontology annotation, biological process: amino acid transmembrane transport. The transcript has a single exon. NCBI's taxonomy places the organism in Eukaryota, Fungi, Ascomycota, Eurotiomycetes, Eurotiales, Aspergillaceae.